AUUCCAUAUGAAAUGAUCGACUUCAUUGAACAGCGUUGUUGGGAAUUCGUACAUGCUUAUCAAACCGAAGAAGAAAGUGAUAUGCUAUGGUUUACAACAAUAUUAGAAGAUCACUGGAAUAAAUUUAUGGUUUGGUAUUAUGAAAUUAUAGAAGAACUAGCUACCAUUCGUGUUUGCAACCCGUUUCAAAUUAGUGAUAUUUAUGAGCGAUUUGACAGUUUGGAACGUAAAAUUAAAACAUUUUGUCCACAAUUUUUCAUCGAUGGUGAUACAAAUCUGUGGAUUGUAAAACCAUAUAAUCGUUGUUCCGGUAUGGGAAUACUAUUGGAGAGACGUUUCAAUAAUAUUUUGAAAACAAUUAAAAGCACGAACAAAUUUAAUAAAACGUACAUAAUACAAAAAUAUAUAGAAAGACCAUUGCAGAUAUUUAAUGUCAAAGUGGAUCUGAGACAAUACUUUUUAGUUACAAACACAUAUCCCAUAAAAAUAUGGAUGUACAAGGAAGGAUAUGUACGAUUUUGUUCAAAGAAAUUUACAAUUCAAGACUUGGGUGAAGAAGUUCAUCUUAGCAACGUAAGAGUUCAAUCUACCAAUAGAAAAUAUAGAGUACCCGGUGUACCGGAAGAAUGUAUGUGGGACUUUACACAGUUUAAACAAUACCUGAAAUCAAUUAAGAAAGGCGACAAGUGGCAUACAUCAAUAUAUCCUAAAAUCUGCGAAACAAUAUCGACUAUCCUCAUCAAAUCUUUUAAGCAAGACAUCAGAAAGACGUUUGCUUUUCAAUUGUUUGGAGCAGAUUUUGUAGUAACAGAACAUUUUGAACCAUGGUUAAUAGAAAUUAAUAGUAAUCCUGGCUUGAAUCCAACUACGAGUAUCAUUGCUAGAAUUGCCACGACAUUAUUAAAAGAUAUUAUCAAAGUUACAGUGGAUUUUCCACUUAAUUCAAAUGCAGAAACUGGACUUUUUGAGAACAUUUACUCUGACACACUUGUAAAACAUUGUAWYACGGAUAAAAACAUCACAAAAGAAUAUUAUUACUACCAACCGCCUAAGAAUACAAAACAAUUAAAUAAACAAAGCCACAAAGGUAUUGAACAGAAUAAAAAGAAAAUUGUGAGAUGA
Diuraphis noxia (Russian wheat aphid) is the source of this 1122-nucleotide messenger RNA. RefSeq names its product tubulin glycylase 3A-like. Gene Ontology annotation, cellular component: microtubule cytoskeleton; axoneme. The record is from RefSeq and is a predicted model, not a curated record. Gene Ontology annotation, biological process: protein polyglycylation; cilium assembly; cilium movement. Lineage: Eukaryota; Metazoa; Arthropoda; Insecta; Hemiptera; Aphididae. Gene Ontology annotation, molecular function: metal ion binding; ATP binding; protein-glycine ligase activity, initiating.